Eimeria mitis is the source of this 459-nucleotide messenger RNA. RefSeq lists its product as uncharacterized. Gene Ontology annotation, biological process: proton transmembrane transport. Lineage: Eukaryota; Apicomplexa; Conoidasida; Eucoccidiorida; Eimeriidae. Gene Ontology annotation, molecular function: proton-transporting ATPase activity, rotational mechanism. Gene Ontology annotation, cellular component: proton-transporting V-type ATPase, V0 domain. The record is from RefSeq and is a predicted model, not a curated record. Bases 1 to 459 code for a protein of 152 amino acids. The transcript is spliced from 3 exons.
AUGAUGGGGGAGGUCAAGCCUGAGGAGCAGCUGUACCCUCAGCAGCAGACAGUUGAACGUAUACUGCUGCUGCUUGUUGUUCUUACUAUACCGGCUAUGUUACUAGUUAAACCUACAGUGUUGCUGCUGCGGAGAAGAAGAGCAGCAGCAGCAGCAGCAAAGCAGCAGCAGGAACAGGAGCUGCCGCAGCAACUGUUAGAAGCAGGAGAAGGUAGUGCUGCUGCUUCAGCAGCACUACGACGAAAGCAGCAGCAGCAGCAGCACGACGAUCACCAGCAGCAGCAGCAGCAGCAGCAGGUGGUGAUGGAUACUGAGUCUGCUGCUGCUGCUGCUGCUGCACAUGAUGAUGAGAAUGAAGAUGGUGAGGUGGUGAUGGAUACUGAGUCUGCUGCUGCUGCUGCUGCUGCACAUGAUGAUGAGAAUGAAGAUGACUAUAGUACGAGCAUUAGAGUUAAGUGA